Molecule: messenger RNA, 2799 nt
Organism: Gloeophyllum trabeum ATCC 11539
Lineage: Eukaryota; Fungi; Basidiomycota; Agaricomycetes; Gloeophyllales; Gloeophyllaceae
Exons: 14
Coding region: 84-2654 (856 amino acids)
Biological process (GO): glucan catabolic process
Molecular function (GO): beta-glucosidase activity
Source: RefSeq, a predicted model, not a curated record
UAUCUUACCCCGCUUCCAUCGCCUACAGCGGGAACAGGCACAACACACGAGUCCGGGGAAGAGAAACCAGGUAAAGCACGACCAUGGCGCCGUCGGAUUUCGCGAAAGCAGAUAUUGCAGAGGUCGUGGAGAAGUUAACGACGGAUGAAGCCAUUCUGCUUACUGCUGGCGUUGGGUUCUGGCAUACCCACGAAGUUCCGAGGCUUGGGAUACCCGCAAUCAAGGUUAGCGACGGACCGAAUGGUAUACGAGGAAAUCAUUUCUUCAUGGGCACACCCGCCAAAUGUCUACCCUCUGCAACCGGUUUGGGAGCUACCUGGGACACUGGCUUGAUCCAGCAAGUCGGACUCAAGCUCCUCGCCGCGGAGGCCAAGCUCCGAGCAGCAUCUAUAGCCUUAGCUCCGACAUGCAAUAUUCAGAGGAAUCCGCUAGGAGGACGAAGCUUCGAAAGUUUCUCCGAAGACCCGUACUUGUCCGGCAUGAUUGCUGCGGCAUACACAAAGGGAGUUCAGGAAGGCGGUAUCGGUGUCUGUAUCAAGCAUUUUGUGUGUAACGACAAGGAGAACGACCGCAUGGCGUAUGAUAGCAUUCUCUCCGAGCGUGCUCUGCGCGAAAUCUAUUUGAUGCCUUUCAUGCUAGCCCAGAAAUACGCCAAGCCCUGGUCCUUCAUGACAGCGUAUAAUCGAGUCAACGGCACGCACUGCUCUGAGAACCCCCACCUGAUAAAGGACAUCUUGCGGGGAGAGUGGGGUUUCGAGGGCAUGAUCAUGAGUGAUUGGUUCGGCAUCUACAGUAUCGACCACGCCAUCAAUGCUGGGCUCGACCUCGAAAUGCCCGGUACUAACAAGUGGCGUACGCUCGAUCUCAUGAACCGGUCUAUCCAGUCCCGCAAGAUCACGGCUCGCACGGUAAAAGAGCGUGCGGCCAAAGUGCUCGAGCUAGUCAAACGGUGCGCUAAGGAGGCGCCGGAGGUGCUGGACGGAGACAAGCAGGAGUAUACGAGGGAGAGCGAGGACGACAAGGCGCUCAUGAGAAAGCUCGCGGCAGAGUCGAUCGUGCUGUUGAAGAAUGAACAGAAGCUUCUUCCUCUGGACAAAAGCAAGCUGAAGAAGGUCGCCAUCGUAGGUGGAAAUGCCAAAGCCUUCGUGCUGUCCGGCGGUGGUUCAGCUGCACUGAAGCCUUCAUAUUUCGUUUCACCGUAUGACGGAAUCGUCAGCGCUUUGGGUGACAACGUGCAGGUGACCUUCAACGAAGGCGCGCGAACCUAUAUGACCAUGCCGUCGCUCGACUACGAGCUGUUCACGGAAUCCGGCGAGCGGGGUUGGAUGGGCUACUGGCACACCCACGAAGACGACAAUAGCAUGACUCCCAUUGAGGAGCCCAUCGAGACACGUCUGAUCGACGAAUCGCGGAUAUUCAUCAGCACCUCGUACCCCAAAGGCAUCACGUGGAAAUGGACGCUGCGCUUGAAAGGAAAGCUGCGGCCCAGACCGUACGAUUGCAACUUCGAAUUUGGCUUGACCGUAGCCGGCCGAGCGAAAUUGUACGUCGACGGCAACCUCGUCAUCGACAACUGGACUCGCCAACGGCGCGGGGAGUACUUCUUCGGCGUGGGCACCGUGGAAGAGCGCGGCGUCUACCCGCUGAAAGCGAACGUCGCGCACGACAUCUACGUCGAGUUCUGCAACGUCCGCGGGCCGGCCGACGGCGACGAAGACGAGGCGGUCAUGGACUCCAACCCCGGCGUGCGCCUCGGCGGCGCGGAGGUCGAAGAUCCCGACGAGCAGAUGCAGAAGGCCGUCCAACUCGCGAAGGAGGCAGACGUCGUCAUCGCGGUCGUCGGUCUGAACGCGGACUGGGAGACGGAGGGGUACGACAGGACGACGUUGGCGCUGCCGGGGAGGACGGACGAGCUGAUAGAAAAGGUUAACAAGGCGAACCCGAAGACUAUUGUCGUCAACCAGUCGGGAUCCUCCGUCCUGUUCCCGUGGGCGGACUCCGUGGGCACCAUUGUACAGGCGUGGUACUUAGGGAAUGCUACGGGUGACGCCAUUGCCGACGUACUGUUUGGAAAGGUGAAUCCGUCCGGGAAACUCUCCUUGACCUUCCCCAAGCGGAUUGAGGACUUGCCCACGCAUGGCCAUUUCAUGUCUGAGCAUGGAAAGGUCCGUUACGGGGAAGACUUGUUCGUUGGUUACAAACACUUCGCUCACCGUAAGAUUGCACCUGCAUUCGCUUUUGGGCACGGCUUGUCAUACUCCACCUUCUCCUACGACGACCUAACUCUCACGAAGCCGACCGUUGCGAACGGAGAUGUACGGCUAACGGCUUCAGUGACCGUCACAAACAAGAGCAACGUUUCGGGAACGGAGGUCGUCCAACUCUACGUCACGCUGCCUGCCCAAGCGGACCCGGGGCUUACACAGGUACCGCUCAUGCUGAAGGCGUUCGCCAAAGUCCCGAUCCGCGCGGGCGAGAGUGCAACUGUGCAGCUUCAGCUGGACAAGUAUGCCGCCUCGUACUUCGAGGAGAGGAUCAAUCGGUGGGUGGUCGACAAGGGCGAGUAUACGGUUAGGGUGGGGCCUAGCAGCGAUGCCCUGCCUCUGGUAAAGUCGUUCAGGAUUGAGAAGGGAUUCGAAUGGACGGGCCUGUGAUCUUUACUUGGAUAAGUGUGAACGUUGGAGCACUUGCAGUAUACCUUUGUAUUUUAUGCGGUGGUCUUUCAGCGACCUCCUUUGAUGGACAAUUCCUUCAUGAUGCGCUAGGGAUGGUUAGUUUUCUGCCAUUGAGUUAAGCCGG